This is a messenger RNA of Kalmanozyma brasiliensis GHG001, 5532 nucleotides long. RefSeq names its product Mediator complex, subunit Med12, LCEWAV-domain protein. Gene Ontology annotation, cellular component: mediator complex. The transcript has a single exon. Gene Ontology annotation, molecular function: transcription coregulator activity. Bases 1 to 5532 code for a protein of 1843 amino acids. The record is from RefSeq and is a predicted model, not a curated record. Gene Ontology annotation, biological process: regulation of transcription by RNA polymerase II. NCBI's taxonomy places the organism in Eukaryota, Fungi, Basidiomycota, Ustilaginomycetes, Ustilaginales.
AUGACGUCCCUUCAAGCUUCGCUGCUUCGCGGCAGCGUCCGAAAUGCGUCCGCAUCGUCGUCAUCGAGCACCAAACCAUCCACCACCGACGAUGCACAGCUCCCGGAAGCUUAUCAGCAGCAACAGCCGCCAUGGCGGCCACCACUCCAUCCAGCUGCUCCCGAUCGCGACGCUCCAGACCUCUUCCCUACCAAACCCGGUCAGCCAGAAGACGACAUGUCGCAGCUCUCGGUCCGCAAAGGCUUCGAUGCUCGCCCCCGCGUCCGCAACGAAUCCUUCUUGGCACACCAAAUGCUGCACCAACGGAUCUCGGUGCCAGGCCUCAUCGAUUCCCUCUCCAAAUGGAUGGACGAAGCCGUGCAGCGUCGCACCGAGCUCGAUCGCGCUAGUAUCGCCCCCAGUCAGUACAAGCCACCCUCGCGUGUCACGCUCAACGAGGCCAAGCUGGCCAACUACGUCAAAGACCUCGCAGAUCCUAGCGUUCCCCUCACGCGUCUCUCGAGGAGUGUUCCGCACGGCUUUCGUGGCGAGAAGCUCUUUGAAAUGCUUUGGGCAGGGGGCGCAUUGCCUGCCGCCGCGGCAAGCACCGCCUCCGGCUAUUUCAAUCCUCGAGUGGCCCCUCUAGGUACUGCAUCGACGCCUUCCUCUGCAACAACUCCUGGCGCUAGCAUACCUUCUUCGGCAUCUGCGGCAAGGAAAAGCGUCGACAUCUCCCGCGCUGUUUGGUUCAUUCGUGCCUUGGGUGUCGCCGAGCUCUCGUCCUUGCGCAACAAGUCGGCGGCUACCAUCGUUCCCGAAAUCACCUCGAACCUCUGCACCUGGAUGGCCAAGCAGGUCACCGAACUCACUCUCGUUCAGGCCGCCGAAUCUUCCUCCACCGCCGCUGCAUCUCCUGCUCCCUUCUCGCCCUCUUCGUACCUUCCCCGCACGCCCGGUGCUGGCCCUCCCACUUCGCUCUCUCGCUCCGUAGCGACCGCACAUAUCGCCCGCACCCCAUCGAAUCUCCAUCCUGCCGCUUCUCCAUCACCUGCCCCCGGCAAGGAAGUAUGCUCCGUGUUACAGAACGAGGUAGACGAAGAGAGGUGGCUCGCAAAGUGGUCCUACAGUCUCUCCCUGGCACGCCACUUGCACGCGCAGAAUCUCCUUGACCGUGCUAUUCUGGUCCGAUGGAUCGUCGAUGCCUUUGCUGCGUCCAAUCUCGUCCAGCUCCCUUUCCUCAUCGAGCUCGUGCAAGAGGUUCUGACCUUCAUCUUGCGACGUCGAUGCUUCGUUAAGCCCUUCUUGACCGCGCUCUUGAUCCAAAUCAGCUCUCUGGAUGCACGCUUCGAUCGGACAACCUCGCCUGCUCUUCGCACCAAGCUCAUGCUCCUCUUCCGCAUCGUGUGCGAGACCAGUCCCGACGCCCUCGUCAGCCCUCGACUCUGGUCAGAGCAUGCAGACACGCUCACGCAGCUCCUCGCCGAGGUCGCCACCGACGCGGAUGGCCUUCCAAGCGAGCAUGCUACCCAAACCAUGUCUGACUUUGUCGAACACGUGGUCAAACCCAGAGUCGAUCGAUUGCUCCUUCGUCCUGCAAAUCGACAAGGAUCAAAAGAAGAUUCUAGCACAGCGACAUCCUCGCCCGCCACGGCCACUUUGCAGCAGCAUCUCGACAUGGAAGCUCUUGAUUCGUUCGACAUGAGGACAAUCGAUCGAGUCUUUCUUCAGACGAGCGGUGGCAAUCAUCGACACACGAAGCAAGAGCGUGACGAUUCCGUCUGGGCGCCAAGGAUCGAAACCAUCCUUUCAUGGGCCUGUAGCGACCGUCGCUCGGGCGUAGCGCGGCAGUACCUCGCUGCCACGUUGAUCGAAAAGAUCCGUUUCGGCGUCACAUGGGAGGAGUCCAGCGAAGAGACCGAUCAGGUGUCUUUGCCGGCCUUUGACCUCGAGCAUCACACCAAAAAGACGCGCAAGAUCAACGUAGAGCCCAUGCUCAUCAAGUGGCUAGGUGACGUCGAGGCAUCUCUCAGUCCGAUAUCGGAUGGAGUCAUUGGUGCAUCGCACACAUCGCUAUUGGCAACCAUCGACGUUACCGCUAUCGUGGUUCUCGUCGGCGAGCUCGCAAGAAGAGGCAUCUUCUCCUACACAAAAUAUCUGCAGAGACUGAUUGCACGUGGUAUGACCACUGCCUCGGCGUCCAGCGCGGGCAACGACGCUUGCGCAGUUGCCCCACCGUCCAGUGGCAGUCUCUCCCGAGAUUCCUUGCACCUGCGACUUCUGCGCUCGCUGCCGCUGUACGACCAACCCGCUUCUGUCUAUCAGCAGCGCAGACAGGCCAUCUAUGGCGACCGCACAAAGGAGACGUACGAAGACGCUGUGCAGCGUCGAGCCCUGCGCCAGUUGCAGUCAUUUCUGCCAUUCGCUUUCGUGGAGCAAGAAGAGCAGCAGGAAUCUGCUGAUCCUCCAGCAGCUUCUCACCCUGCGUCGGUGCCUGAAGAGAAUGGAUCGGGCGAUCUAGAACAAGCCCUCUCCCGUCUCUGGUCAGCAUCACGCUUCGUGCGCUGCCGGAUCUUCCGCAAUGAGCUGCUCCCAGCGGUCACGACACGCAUCGAGAGGAUCAAUGGCAACCAGCUUUCCAUGGUCUCGGCGGUUCUUGUCAUGGCUGACGAUUUUGAGGGUCUGGCUCAGCUUCUUGCGACACUACUGCUGCGCCCGCUGUCCGACAGCCUCGCUCGGGCUACUUUCAACAUGGUGAUCGAACACAGCUUGGUCUGGAGAUCGAUGGACAUCAUGGGCACACUCAAUCAGUUGGUGCGCCAGCAGCUCAACCACUCGAGCUCGGUCCGAAACGAUCGUCAGGCCGUCAUGGCAUCGACCACCCUCUUGCGGCUUCGCACUCUGAUCGAGGGCAUUCCCGGUCGCAUCAGCGCGCCUGCUCUCGAUCCUGGCGCAGAGACCGACGCCAUACACCAGCAUGUACAAGCAUUGAGACCGAGCGUAGAUACGUUGCUCGAUCGCUUCGCCAACAUCUCUCGGGUCGCUGCGGAGGCCACUGAAGCAGGAAAGACGCCUCCUGAAGGGUCUGACAUCCUCACGCCCUUCCGCAGUCUCUUUUUGCAGUCGGACGCCACUGGCGACGAGGUUAUCGAGCGUACUAUCGUGGAAAGUGUGCUGGCGCGAUCCGAUCAUUCCCUCGUCCCUGCGGCUGUACGUCUCAUCGAUCAGCUCUACCUCGAGGCUUCGCUUGAAAUUGACGAACGACACGCACGGUGGCUCUCACACCUCGCCCAUAGCAUCGAACAAGGGACCCAUGGCGGCAAGUCGAUCGGGGCACUGCUCGCCUUGCUGACCCGGCUCAUUGCGCACGGCACGCUCAAUUUGCAGCUCGCCAUGGACGCGUUCUUGCUUCCGUCUUUGCUGUCCUCUGUUAGGAGACUGACGGAUCCAGCCACACGCGGGACUGAAACUUCAUCGAACAUUGGCGCUAUCGCUCGUGUGGUCAGCGAGAUCUUCUCCAGCGUCACGGACGAGGUCACUUCGACGAUCUCGUACGAAGACAUGCGCGCGUUCGGAGCUCAAACCAUGCUGCUCUUCGCGCACGUGAACCUGCCGUCCCUUCUCGGUGCUGCGAGCUGCUUGAUCUGUGCUUCGGAUGCAGCUACCAGCAUCGACGCUGCGGACAAGGCCUCGAUCGAAACCUUUUGGAAGGCGUUGCUGCGAUCGCAGCCCAUGCAAAUCGCAUUCCGUCAGGAUCCCAGACUAUGCAUCUUGACGAUCAAGGACACGUGCAAGUCGAUGUGGGGCUGCAACCCAUCGCGGGUCAUCGACCUGGCCAUGGGCUGCCUCGAUCCGACGAGCCUGUUGCUGCAGGACGUCGCCUCGGUCGACGCCGCAUCGAUCAAAGCUCGACUAGAUGGAUGGGACACCGCCGUGGUCGCCAAGGAGCUCGUCGAGAUCUUUGAGCGACUGCAGCUGGUCGAGUCGAGCUUCCAGUCGAGAGCCGACAGCAAGACCAAGGCGCUGGCGUCGGGGAUCUUUGACGACCUCUUUGUCAGGCUGCCGGCUACCGGCGCUCAAGUCAUGCGCGACUGCCAAUCGAGCGGGCUGAUCUCGCGCUUCACGGAUAUCGGCAUCAAAAUUCUGUCGGACAAGGUCAAGGCUAGCAAGGCUGCAACCGAAGGAUCGACUCUCGACAGCAGGGAUGCAGCCAAAGACAGCUACGUCGAAACGGCUGCACCGGACGAACCGAAUCCGAGCUCUUCUGCACAGACUGGAAGCAGCACGGCCCCGAUGAAGUCAAGCAAACCAUCGCAAGAGGACGAAGGAGUCGAUUCCACCAUGCGCUCCGUGCUGCGCAUGUGCGAGCAGCAGGACAGCUUUACCUUCAACGCCACGGACGCCGACUCGUGUGGGCAGCUCCUGCUUCACGUCGUCUCCUUUCUCGAACACGCUUUAUCUCCCACCGACUCCCGCACCACCGACGUGGCGACGCAGCUACUCCAGCUCCUGCACAGCGGAACCUUCCAGCUGCUGCAUCUCGUGCUGCGCUUCGGCUGUCUCUGGAGUGUCCCGAUGAAAGCCGUCGCCCAACGACUCGUCAAGUCACUCCUGGAUCUGACUCGGCAGGCCGGUCAACUCCCCGAUUGCAGCACGCCCUUCACGCUGCUGCUCGACUCGCUCAGCUUCGUGCUGGACGAGCUACCCGCGCAGCUGCUCAGCGCGUGCCUGCCGGAGCUCGAGACGCAGCUAGCCGAGCUCGAGCUGGCUACGCACGAGCGGACGAGCAAGAUGCAGCAGCUCUCCUUCCGACUGGACAACGCUGCUGGGCAAUGGCUGGUGGCGUCGAGCGCUGAGUCUGCGGUGCGGAAGGGCUGGUUCACAGCGGGCGGGCUGAAUGCGUGGGAGUGCGCGGAGUACCUGGAUGCGCCGCCGACCAUCGCGCCGGCUGCAAGCGGCAACGCUGUCCGCGGUGUUCCUUUACAAACACGUCCGAUUUACGCACGACCAGACCCGGCGAGUCAGACCGACGCAGCAGCUGUACCAGGCGCACGAACAGGCUGGUCCACCAAGCUCACGCUCAACACGUCGAUCCCGCUGACCCUGCUCGGCCUGCGCGUCACGCGCGAUCUCGUGCCCAACUACAGCACCGAUUCGCCCAGCGCCACGUCGGUCGGGAGCAACGCCGAGCCUGCACCCACACAGACGGGUCUCGAUGCGACGCUGCCGGUGUUUGUCGAGUCCGAGCGGACGUAUGGCGGGCGGGUGGGUGGUGAGCCUGCGUUUGCGCGCGAUGUACGGCGCGGCUUGCUGCUGCGACCGACGCUGCCGGUUGUUCAGGAUGUCAGCACUGCGAUUGGACAGGAUGGGAUUCAAAAGGUGGUCUCGGGCACGGGAAGAGGGUCGGAGAAAACAACGGUGGGACUCACGAACGACGCCAUCCCAGUCAUUGAUCUAAAGUGGGACGACGACGAGGUGAUGCCCUUGCAGCAACCGCCGGCUGUAACAGCGGCCUCACAGGGGAGCAGGAAGAGACGCAUGUCGAAGCGCGAUUGA